Molecule: messenger RNA, 1110 nt
Organism: Sander lucioperca (pikeperch)
Lineage: Eukaryota; Metazoa; Chordata; Actinopteri; Perciformes; Percidae
Gene: cisha
Product: cytokine inducible SH2-containing protein
Exons: 3
Coding region: 323-1003 (226 amino acids)
Biological process (GO): phosphatidylinositol phosphate biosynthetic process; intracellular signal transduction
Cellular component (GO): phosphatidylinositol 3-kinase complex
Molecular function (GO): 1-phosphatidylinositol-3-kinase regulator activity
Source: RefSeq, a predicted model, not a curated record
AGCCUUUACACUCUGUCCUUCGCACAUUUGGAUCCCACAACACACUCCAACCCGCUGCUACGGAGAAUUUUAUGUUUUAAAUUCAGUUUUUAAAUUUUCAACUGAACGUUUAAAUCCAGUGUUCAUAAACUACAGGACCAGAGUCUUUAUGGGUACACGGAGCUCUUUUAUAGUCAUAUCUUACCGAUGUUAAAGCUAAUUUUCUCGUAAAGGUGUUUUUUUUUUUUUUAAAACAGAGCUCAGUUUCUAUAUGUUUUCGUUUAUUUCUGAAGAAGAAAUAGCCUACUGAUCGGAUCUUAGCCCUGAGGAUUCAAGUAAUAGCAUGAUUCUUUGUUUACCAGGUCCCAGAGCUCCUCUGCCCGCAGCUCCAUCCACUGAAGCCCCACGGGGCAUGCGGGAAGGAACUGUACCUCCUACUCCUUGCCUUCAAAGCACCCCUCCGCUAUGGGACCCUACAAAGGACCUGCGGGCGAUUGCCAGCAACUUCUGCUAUCUGGAAAAUUCAGAAUGGUACUGGGGAGCUGUAACUGCAGCACAGGCCCAUGCUGCACUUCAAGAGGCAUCUGAAGGAGCUUUUUUGGUACGAGACAGCAGCCACCCUCUGUACAUGCUGACCCUCUCGGUCAGGACUGCACGCGGUCCCACCAGUAUACGGAUCCAGUACAACGGCGCACAGUUUUUGCUUGACUCCAGCUCCCCGGCCCGGCCCAGCCUGUCGUCCUUCCCCAACGUGCCCAGCCUGGUGCAGCACUACAUGGGACCAGAGAGGAAAGCAGAGGAGGGUAAGGUGGUGGAGGAGGCCCCUUCAAAACCCUCUCAGCAGACAAUUCAGGAGACAUCUGUGGUGUUAAAACUGAAGCGGCCUGUGUACAAGCCCCAGGGCCUCCCCUCCUUACAGCACCUCACACGCCUGGUCAUUAACAGGCACUCUGACUGCCCCGACCAGCUACCACUCCCGAGGCCUCUGCUGCGUUACAUACAGAAUUAUCCCUUCAAGGUAUGAGGGGUCUCUCAAGUCCAUCAGUACUUACAGACUUAAAGGAAAAAAAACUGUCAAACAGGUUCUUUGUGCCUGUAAAUGACAUGGCUGCUCCAGCAGUUGGAGGCCAG